CAAUCAAUUCCCCCCUUUCCCCCGCGAAUAGGAUCAUGAAAAAAUGUCUUCGUGGGGACACUUUAUUGUAGUGUGUAGUUCACUUUCCAUCCUGAUGGGCGGCGCUGUAACAAUUGCUCCAAAACGCAAUUUAACAAAUGCAGAAGAAGACAAUAGUUGCGGGAAAACUGAAGCGAAAGGAUGCUGUGUUGUUAAAUCUCAACUGUAAGAAAACAAGAUUUCAAAAAGACAGCAUGAAAACCCCAACUAUCACCGAUGUCCGGAAAGGUAUUUCAGUCCUUUGGGAGACCAUGCAGUGUCCCAUAUGCUUGGAUUUAAUGACUGAACCUGUUUCUACAAAGUGUGACCAUCAAUUUUGCAAAUUUUGUAUGAUGAAACUUUUGGACAGCACUAAAAGAAACAGGACGAACUGUCCAGUGUGUAAAACCAAAAUAACCAAAAGGAGCUUACAGGAAAGUCCUGGGUUUCAGAGACUUGUAGCAGGGCUGCAGGACAUGAUAAAGGCUUAUGAACAUGACACCGGCACCAACUACUUCACUGGAAUGUCCCAGCAGAAAGAGCAAAUGGGAGUGACAGAGGCUGAACCUACUGAACAUUGUCCCAAUAAGUUAUUCGGAGAUACACCUGACAACGCAGAAAGUGUCAACAACGAAGAUCCUUUCUCGACCAUAGCAGCCCAGAAUGGAUUUGCAAAACUGAUGGGACUUGAAGACACAAGUCCCAUGAUGACAGAAGUUGAAGGCCUGGACAGCGGCCUUGGUGAGGUCCAUCCAACUUCGUACAAGAAAGUCCACAGCCCUACAGAAAACUUUGAACCACUGGAAACGGACAUUUCAGAAGUUGUGGAAGCGUCGACACACAAAACGAGACGCAAAAUAAGAUACCGCAAAUCGGAGAAAACCUCAUUGAUUCCAGAGGAGCCUGAGCACCCGCGUUUAAGAAUGUCCAAAAGGAAUAAGGUUCAAAAGGAUUUGAAGCCUGACAAGGUCCUUGAGGAAAAGAAAAAGAAGAGUCUAGAGAAAGUUGCCGAGUGGCUCAUGAAGGUUCCAACUGAAGGAAGUCUCGAGUUGGAUAAACCCAACAAGGACGCGGGGGAUUCUGACAGCUGCUCCUCCGCUUCAACAAUAGAUAUCAAAGGACACAACAGUGAUGUCAAUCCUAAGAGAGAGGAACGGGCCAAAGCCCUUGAAGAGCAGGUGUUUGGUGCCGUCUACAAACGAGAGCGGAGAGGCAACAAGAUCACCUCUCCUCCACUUAAUGUGUUAAUCGAAGCACCGGCAACCAAAAUAACCCAAAGUAUCUCCAAAACAAGCAAGAUAAACACUGUCACUCCUGCUGGUUUCGUCAAGGAAGCAAGCGCUGAUGAUGAAAGUAAAAGCGACAUGGAGGAAGAGCAGCAAAGGUUGGAAGAAGUAACCGAUACCAGCAGUGACGUAGUUACAAAAGCAAAACACACGGAGGUUAUGGAGGAAAAGGAAAAAGACAAAUACGGCAAAGAGUUGAACUACCUGCCAGAAAGUGACCAAAUCUAUGACGCCGGGCCCGUGUCUGACGGUGGACAGGUAGCAGCGAGACGGUCAAACAGAAGGACACGUAGCACUCUGCUGCAGGUCGACAGGGAUUUGCAAGUUAAGGCAAAGAAACCUGAGAAUAGGAAUAGUAAAAACACGAGGACAGAAAGAGGCAAGUCUGCUAAAGUGCAGAAACCUCUGGUUCUGGUAGGAGUUAAAAGUGGAGAAACCAGUCCCAAGGCCAGGCCGAGGUCGGAAGAAGUUCAAGUUCACAUUGAGAAUUACCCGAGCAGCGAAGACCAAGAGAUUUUUUCAACGAGGAGCACCAGGAGAAGCAGAACACUGCGACUCUUCGCUGAGGAAGUCCAAGAGAGUCACAAGAAAGCAAUUAUAGCUGAAAAAGGCAGAAAUGUUCAGAAGCGAACUGAGGAAGCAAACGAUGGAAAUGCAAGAAACGGAUGUGUUUUUGAUCAAGAGUUGGAGGGAAUCCAAGACCUGGAGUCCGGUGAGAUGACGCCUUACUCGAGACCAACGGAAGCCGCCCAAGCGCCGGAUGCUGAAGAGGACGCCGCCGUAGUGCCGAGCUCCUCGAGUCCAGCCAACGCUGCGGCGGAUCCAGCGCUCGAAAAUGCCGACCGAGACAAUCGUCAGUCGGAAACUGGCGCUCGCGUGACCAAAUGUGCUGGGACAGAAGACGAGGACGAGGACGAGGAUGAGGAUGAGGAGGACAAGAAUGACAGCGAGCUGGACACAGAGCUCCUGCUCAAGAGCUUUAAAGCCACUAAAAGAAAAUCCUUCUUUUUUGGCGGCCCAAAUGUGAAAAAAAGCCGUGGCUCUGACACCGAGGGCCCGCGCGCCGAAGCAGAGGACGGCCCGCGAGUCGGUGCUGAAAGAACCGGCCCGCAGGCGCUCGGGGACGGUGAAAACUCCUCGUGGAGCGAUUUCGUCCCCCCUUCUAACUCGCCCGCUCAAACGAGAAAGCCCGCUCUCCAGGAACCCGACGGAGAGACGCUCGAGGCCGCCGGGGGCGACUCUGCGUCCGGGAAUGGCGUCAGCAGUGGCCUCACUCCCAACAAAGUGUCAAAGCGUGAUGUUGAAAGCCCCCAUCUUUCAGCGGCGCCUCAAGCCUUCCAUCUGGAGCCCAGUGAACCCUCGAGGUGUUCUCCGAGGACGGCAAGUCAGCCGGCCUGCGGCGCUAAACGCCUCUCGAACGCGGAGGGCUCCUUAACCCCCGAUGGCCUCGGAACACCAGCGGCGCGACUCCACCACGAAGCGAUGGCGCCCGGCGGGGAGCCGGCCUGCAAUUCCCCCGUGGCGAGCGCGCCCGGGAGGAGGAGGAGGAAGAGGCCGAGGAGGCUGGAGUCCUCGCUCGAGUCCGGCGGGAGCGACGAGGACUUGCCGACUUUGACGGAAAUCUUCGGAGCGCCGGCUCCCCCCGCCGGGUCGGAGGGUCGGGGGGAGGCUGGCCGCCCGCCUGCUUGCCCCAGCCCCGACGAGCCCAAUUCCAGCCAAGCAUCCGUUGACCUCUUCGGCACGCCAGACGGAUGUAACGUCCCAGCGAAUAAUGUCGGCGUUUCUUCGCAGUUUGAAUCAUCGCAGUUCUCGAGUGAAGUCCUCGUAACGCAGCAAAAGAUGGAAAUGCAGAAGGAGCUGGUGAGGCUGGAGAAGUUGAUGGCUCUGGUGUCGGAGGUGCUUCAAGAAAAGGAAGACAUUCCAGCAAAAGAAGUCCCGUCAGAAACAAAUCCGAGCGGACAAGACACAGAGGCUCACCGACUCCUCCCAUGUGACCAGGACCCGGGCCGAGGGUCAGACGGAGAAGCUGCCCCCGAAGCAGAGCGAGAGGCCGGCAGACGCCCGUCGGAGCGCGGCAGCGCGGCAGAGGCGGCCGUGCAGAGGUCCAGGCCCACGGGGCCGGGCCUAAACGGCACCGGAGCCUCCAAGGCACUGUGUUCCAGUUCAGCUUCAAAAACAUUGAAAAAAGGCGUUUCGCCUCCGGACGGGCAAGAAGACAAAGAAAAUAAUACUCCUCCGAAAGACCGGAGUAGAACAAAGAUGUUGCUGGUGUCGUCCGGAUUGGACCCAAAUGAACAGAUCAUGGUCAAAAGGUUUGCCAAACGUGUUGGUGCCCGUGUGGUUUCCACGGUAACCCCGGAGGUGACCCACGUGAUAAUGCACACAGACGAACGCCUGGUGUGCGAGCGCACACUCAAGUACUUCCUCGGCAUCGCGGGCAGGAAGUGGGUGGUGGGCUUCCAGUGGAUCUCGGAGUGCUUCAGACAAAAGGAGCUCUUAGAUGAGAGUGUCUUUGAGGUGAGAGGAGACGUGGUGAACGGACCCGACCACCACGGCCCCAUGAGAGCUCGGACCAGGGAGGACAACAACUUGCUCAUGAAAGGCUACAAGAUCUGCUUCCAAGGGCCUUUUGCAGACAUGACGACAGAUGAAAUGGAGGCGAUGGUGGAGCUCUGUGGAGCCGCUGUAGUCAGAGAUCCACUUCUCCUCGACGGCAACAAGAUCUCCCAUCAGCUCGUCAUCGUACAGUCUGGAUCAGAGUCGUCACUCGCACACAGCAGUUGCCCUGGAAACACUACAGUGGUGACACGUGGUUGGCUGUUGGAUACCGUGGCAACCUACACCCUCCAAAACCACAACCAGUACAGAGCAUCUCCAGCCGGUGUGCACGUUACAACCCCUGCCUCUUAAUGUCCAACGCUGCGUCUAAUCUGUCUGCUUUCUUUACAAAUCUCUAUGUAUAUUG
This is a messenger RNA of Pungitius pungitius (ninespine stickleback), 4269 nucleotides long. RefSeq lists its product as uncharacterized. The transcript has 21 exons. Bases 138 to 4214 code for a protein of 1358 amino acids. The record is from RefSeq and is a predicted model, not a curated record. Gene Ontology annotation, cellular component: plasma membrane; BRCA1-A complex; BRCA1-BARD1 complex. Gene Ontology annotation, biological process: negative regulation of fatty acid biosynthetic process; double-strand break repair via homologous recombination; chordate embryonic development. Gene Ontology annotation, molecular function: ubiquitin-protein transferase activity; metal ion binding. NCBI's taxonomy places the organism in Eukaryota, Metazoa, Chordata, Actinopteri, Perciformes, Gasterosteidae.